AUGGCAACACCGUCGCACAAUCCACCGAGAACCAAUAUUGGCUCACUGUGUAGACCAACCAUCACCAUCAUCUGUGAUACUCCAUUGAUUCUAUUGAUCUUCGUCAAUCAACAUUUGAGGUGUCAAAAAGAGUUGAUCAUCAUUGCUUUUAUGUGUGUAGCGGACACCGUCCACAGUAUCGCUUGUCUUUUGUCAGCAAUUUAUCGCUUAUGGAUUGCUGUCAAUGACCUUGGUCUGCCUGAGAAAUUGAUUGCCGUUAUGAAGCCGGUCUACUAUCGUUCAUUGAGCCCGCGGUUCUCAUUCGGUGUUAUGGGAGGUCUUUUUAUCUACAUUACAACGACUAUAUCCUUUUUUCUCGUCAUUAUCUACUCUAAUCCUCCAUUUCUUACCUCAGCUUAUUGUUUCUCUGAGGCGUUCACACCUGGAAUCUGGAAAUAUAUGCUCUAUUUUCGCUUGAGCACUCUCGUAAUAAGUUCUCUAUUGUACACGCCGAUUUCCGCACGGAUUUAUAAAAUGUCGAAAACGUUGAAAGGUGGCAUUUCCAAUAUUAACAAGGGCAACUAUUCGAAGAGACUCAUUCGAACUACAAUGACGAUAGGAUUG
Messenger RNA from Mesorhabditis belari, 603 nucleotides. Lineage: Eukaryota; Metazoa; Nematoda; Chromadorea; Rhabditida; Rhabditidae. The record is from the annotation of a GenBank genome assembly.